Molecule: messenger RNA, 1218 nt
Organism: Pollicipes pollicipes
Lineage: Eukaryota; Metazoa; Arthropoda; Thecostraca; Pollicipedomorpha; Pollicipedidae
Product: putative dolichyl pyrophosphate Glc1Man9GlcNAc2 alpha-1,3-glucosyltransferase
Exons: 6
Coding region: 1-1188 (395 amino acids)
Biological process (GO): dolichol-linked oligosaccharide biosynthetic process; protein N-linked glycosylation
Cellular component (GO): endoplasmic reticulum membrane
Molecular function (GO): dolichyl pyrophosphate Glc1Man9GlcNAc2 alpha-1,3-glucosyltransferase activity
Source: RefSeq, a predicted model, not a curated record
AUGUUGAAAUUCACAAGUGCGCUGACACGGUGUGCUGACACGGUACCAGGUCAGGGCACGCAUCUGACCUCGGCGCGGGUGCGCCUGGCCGUCCUGACCCUGGGUAGUGCCGGUCUUCUGAUUGUCGACCACAUCCACUUUCAAUACAACGGCCUGCUCCUGGGACUGCUGUUGAUGAGCUAUGCCUGUAUGACCCAGGGCCGCUACCUGAAGUCUGCGCUGUUAUUCACCGUGCUGCUGAACAUGAAGCAUAUCUUCCUGUACUUGGCGCCGGCCUAUUUCGUCUUCCUGCUGGCGCAACUACUGCGUCCGAGUACCGGCCGGCGGCUGGCUGCCACGGCCGCGUCCGGCGCACACCCUCCUCUUGGCCUGGUGGUGCUGGGCGUGUUCGCCGUCUCCCUCGGCCGUUCGCCGCCCUCGGCCAGCUUCCCCAGGUGCUCUCGCGGCUGUUUCCCGUUCAAGCGCGGGUCUGUGCCACGCCUACUGGCCCCCAACUUCUGGGUGCUGUACAACCUGGCCGAUAAGCUGGCCGUGGCCGCCGUGCCGCCCGGCGUCGCCGCCAUGACGGGCGGCCUGGUGCAGGAGACGUCGCACGCCCUGCUGCCGACCGUCCCCCCGACGGCCACCUUCCUGCUAAGCGGCGCCGCCAUGCUGCCGGCGUUGGUGGCUUGCUGGCGGCGACCGGCCGACACAGCUGCCUUUUUGCGCGCGCUCGUCCAGUGCGCGCUAGGCUCGUUCCUGUUCGGCUGGCACGUGCACGAGAAGGCGCUGCUGCUGGCGGUGGUGCCGCUGGCGGUCCUGGCGCUGCGCUCGCAGACCGAAGCGCGCCUCUACCUGCUGCUCUCGGCUGCCGCGCACGUCUCGCUGUUUCCGCUGCUGCAUGGGCCGGCAGAGACGCUGGGCAAGGUGCUGGCCGCGCUCCUGCACGCCGGGUACGCGGCGCACGCACUGCCUGCGACUGGCGCGGCACUGUCGCGCCCCCAGGCGGCCUACCUGGCUGGCCUGGCGCCGCUCGUGCUGUACCACACCGUCGGCCACCGGUUGCUUGGCCUGCAUGGACGCUGGCCGUUCGUGCCACUGCUACUGACCUCGCUCUACUGCGCGCUGGGCGUGCUCUACUGCUGGUUGGCGCUCUACCGGCACAUGCUGUUCCGUGCCGACGUCGGUCAGAAGGUCAAGCAGCGGUAGGCGGGUACCGUGCGGGCAACGCGGCGAGGA